AUUUAUUUUGCGCUGAGUCUCCCUCCUGCGACGGAGGAGCGGAGAAGCGCAGCCGGACUGGGACCUCCGGGCGGUGGGUGGGGGAAGGAAAAAAAAGACAAAAAGAAGAGGGAAAAGGAAGAAAUCGCAGCAGCCAGCCCGGCCCAGCCCAGCCCAGCCCACCCCAGCCCGGCCCGGCCCGGCCCCCGCUGCCCGCUCCGCAUCUCCCGCAUCCCCCGCUCCGCUCCGCCCGCUCCGCCCCGCCCGCCGGGGGUCCCGGCGCGCCCGCCCUGCCCGCUCCGCUCCGUUCCGUUCCGCGCCGCUCCGCUCCUCUCCGCUCCGCCGAGGUAAGGGCUCCGCUGCUCCGCUCUCCCCGCUCACCUGGGCGGCCCCGCGCCUCGGACGGGAGGAAAAGCUCUUGAAUUUCUCAGUCACGAGUCCCGGAGCCGUGGGAGCAGGAUGCUGCCGGACGCCGCGGUGCUGCUGGGGAUGCUGGUGCUGGUGCUCGGCCUUCGCUCGGCGGCAGGAGGAGGCGCUGGGGGCUACGGCCAAGUCAAGUACAUGCAGCCCAUGGUGAAGGGACCCCUGGGACCCCCGUUCCGCGAGGGCAAAGGGCAGUACCUGGACAUGCCGCCACUGCUGCCCAUGGACCUCAAAGGGGAGCCAGGACCGCCAGGGAAGCCCGGCCCGCGCGGACCCCCCGGCCCCCCCGGCUACCCAGGAAAGCCGGGCACGGGGAAGCCAGGAAUGCACGGCCAGCCUGGGCCGGCCGGGCCCCCCGGCUUCUCCGGCAUCGGGAAACCCGGCAUCCCCGGGCUCCCCGGAAAGGCGGGUAUGAAAGGGAUGCCAGGAGCCAAGGGCGAGCCUGGCAUGCGGGGAGAGCAAGGGCCACGGGGACUGCCCGGCCCCCCGGGGCUGCCAGGGCCCGCUGGCAUCUCGGUCAAUGGGAAGCCAGGUCCCCAGGGCGGCCCCGGCCUGCCCGGGUUCCGUGGUGAGCCUGGCCCCAAAGGAGAGCCGGGUCCCCGCGGAGAGCGAGGGAUGAAGGGUGAGAACGGCGUGGGGAAGCCGGGGUUACCGGGGCCCCGGGGGAACGGGGGCCCUCCAGGCCCUGCAGGGCCCCCAGGGCCCGUUGGCGUUGGCAAACCCGGCCUUGACGGGCUGCCGGGCGCACCGGGGGAGAAGGGCGACAUGGGCCCCCCGGGCGGGCCUGGCGUCAGCGGGGAGCCCGGCCCCGCGGGGCCCAGGGGCCCCCCCGGCAUCGACGGGAUCGGUGUCCCGGGCGUCGCAGGGGUGCCAGGGAUACAGGGCCCCACGGGACCGAAGGGAGAGCCAGGGAUCCGUGGCCUCCCCGGUUUGCCGGGCCCAACGGGCUACGGGAAGCCAGGCUUGCCCGGCCUAAAAGGAGACCGCGGGCAGCCUGGGGUGCCGGGAGCCAUCGGCGAUAAGGGCGAACCCGGUGUCGAUGGGGAGCCGGGUGAGCCUGGCCCUGCUGGCAUCAUCGGGCCGCCGGGGCUGCCAGGGUCCAUGGGUCUGCCGGGCAAGCAUGGGCUACCUGGCCCGAAAGGGGACGUGGGGCCAAGCGGGCCCCCCGGGAUGCCGGGGAUGCGCGGGGACCAGGGCCUGAACGGCUUCGCGGGGAAGCCAGGGGUGCCGGGAGAGAGGGGCCUGCCUGGGUCACAGGGACCCCCUGGCCCAGUGGGCCCCAAAGGAGAACCGGGGUUCAUCGGCCUCCCGGGGGUGCCUGGAUUAACGGGCGGCCCCGGGCCCAAAGGGGACGGUGGGAUCCCGGGGCAGCCGGGGCUGCGGGGCCCCUCCGGCAUCCCGGGCUUGCAAGGACCCGCUGGUCCCAUGGGGCCUCAGGGGAUACCGGGGCUGAAAGGGGAGCCCGGGCUCCCAGGGGUUCCUGGUGAGGGGAAGACGGGCGAGCCCGGCAUGGCCGGACCCAUCGGCCCCCCGGGAAUGCCAGGAACGCCGGGGCUGAACGGGCCGCCAGGCCCACCAGGGCCGCCCGGGCCGCCGGGAGCGCCCGGGGUGCUGGACGAGACGGGCAUCGCGGGGCUGCACCUGCCGGACGGCGGCGUGGAGGGCGCCGUGCUGGGCAACGGCAAGCCGGGGAAGCCGCAGUACGGCCGCGGAGAGCUCGCCGCCCGCAUCGCGCCGGCAUUCACCGCCAUCCUCACCUCCCCCUUCCCGGCGUCGGGCAUGCCGGUCAAGUUCGACCGGACUUUGUAUAACGGGCACAAUGGCUACAACCCGGUCACCGGGAUAUUCACCUGCCCCGUAUCCGGCAUCUACUACUUUGCCUACCACGUGCAUGUCAAAGGGACUAACGUCUGGGUGGCUCUUUAUAAGAACAACGUCCCCGCCACCUACACCUACGACGAGUACAAAAAGGGCUACCUGGACCAGGCCUCGGGCAGCGCCGUGCUCGAACUCAAGGAGAACGACCAAGUCUGGGUACAGAUGCCCUCGGACCAGGCCAACGGGCUGUACUCCACGGAAUACAUCCACUCCUCCUUCUCCGGGUUCCUGCUUUGCCCCACAUAACGGCUGUUCGGCACAUUUCCGUUUCACCCACUUUAGCCAUAAACUAUCUUUUUUUUUUUUUUUGAUAACGAAGUUUUUAAAAAUUAAUACAAAAAAGAAAAAUCACUGGGAAGAACGCGCAAGCCGCUGUCAUGGGACCUUGCUUCACGCUGUUUGAUCCAUGAGUCAAGAGGGUAAUCGGAAAGGAGACAUCUAUUUAGCUUGCUUUCUUUUUUGGGGGAGGGAGGGGAGUGACUUCCUCAGCAAAGAGUAUUUGGAAUAAAUCUUACCCUAGUGACUGUACAUCAAACACAGGAACGCGCUUGGGAUGGCAAGGAUCUGGCUCUGCAGUCAACUGCUCUGUGAUCCAGAGAGGGUCGUCGGGAAGACCAGACCCUCCUGGUCUGUAAUCAAGUGCCCUUGUUUCCCAUUUUGAGUAGAAGUUAAAUAAAUGCAGCUGUUGCCGUGGAUGGUGUGUUUGCUAACCAGCACGGGGGUCCCAGGCACUCAACACAAAGCAGAGAUCCGCGCCGGAUGGAGAAAUUUCCUUCCCAAACCAUCAAGUGCCCAAGUUUCAGUCUCACAGAUGCCGAUUUGUUCAGACUGUGCUUUGAGGGCAGUCUCUCCGAUUCACUGCGGACUCAGUGUGGUUGGAUUUAUAAUCAUAAAAAGUGGGACACUUUGCAUAAGCACCUUCUUAUAAGAAGUAAAUAUUAUUUUUAACCCUCCCCCCCAGCAUCUUUAGGAAUAAAACCCAUCCAGGCCUCGGUCUCUGGGAGGAUGACAGACGAGCUGUUCCAAAGCUGCUGAGGGACGCUGGGACCCCUGUGAUGAACAAGGAUCCUCUCUUGGGUUAAUUCAUCUAAGGGCAAGUCCAAGGGCUCGGUCUGUCCUGUCUCUUUGCAGCCCAAAGAUGCGCUUGGCCUUGGGAGCAUCUUAUUCCCUGACAGCACGAGGACGGCUCUGCAAGCCCAGCUUACGGUGCUUCUAGCCUGGUUUGACAGGUUUAGUUAUGCUUUCUUGGAAGUGCCACUUACGGACAACCUGCUUUUACUGUCUCACUAUUCUGGGAUGUGUAAACUUUUGCAUUGGUAUCCCCCCUUUCUCUGGGGACCUUUUAAUUAAGAAAAAAAAUAGUGUUUGUUCUAACAUUCCAUUCAGUCCUUUUACAACGGUGCUAUUAUCUACUUAACAAUGUUAUUGACGAGUCUAGUGCAAUAUGUACCUGUAAAAGUGCACCAUCUCAGGUGCCAGUCUGUGACUUAGGUGAAGAAAAAGAAAGAAAAAAGAUCACAUUUGUCUGUUUUUACCACUUUGUCUCACUAAUGCUUGAAAUGUCACUGACCUGAACACGAGCGACCAGGUUCUGGGAAAGGUCUGCCCAACACUGACCCCUUGGUCGCUCUGGCCUUUGCUAAAGGGAGCGACCGAACCCUGCUCUUUGCAGAUUUCCUCAUGGUAGAAUAGUCUUUGCCACUUGCACUUACAGUUAGGCGAUUCUUCUCAUCCCAGGCGAGUAGCACGCUGCUGCUGUUAAUCCAUGUGUGUUACACGGCACGUCCCUCCGCAAAGGCACAUCCCUGAGAAAACAGCAACAAUUUGGUCACCAGCUGAGCACCUACCCUUCUAUUUCCCUAGAGCCUGUUCUAUGGCCAAAGAAACGCAGCAAGAAUGGGCCUGGGGGUUGUUCUCCAGAGGGACUGUACAAGACAUUGAAACAACUUUUCUUUUCCUAUUUCUGGUUUGUUUGGUUUUGUCCUGUGUUUCUGCCUCUUGCCAUCCAGGGCUUCCUUUUAAAAACACCCCUAUCCCUGAAAUAAAGAAGCACAGAAAGGAAACGUACAGUUGAAAGGUGGCUGGGGCUGGGCUGUCCCCAAUCCCGGGGAUUUUACUCCACGUGAAGCUGCACAUUUCAAUUAAAGAUGAAACCUUCUCAAGGUGAAAGGCUGCCCUAGUGUCUGAUCCCCCAGAUGUGUUUAGUUCCUGAGGGGUGUUGGGACCAUUUGGGCUUUGAUCAUACUGGGUUACUCCCUGGCAGGAACAGGAGCUGUACAAAAGAAGUCCCUAAAAUUAAGAACGGAAGCUCAGAUGCUGUAGGGCGGUAGGAAGGGGCCGGUGUCUCCUUUACUGACGCGUCUUUCUGGGGAGCACAGCGAUGAGCUGGAGCCGCGCGAGGCACCGGCAGCAGGGCCGGGAGCUCCUCGCGCCAGGGUGGAAGCUUCAUCCUGUUCCUCAGCAAAUCCACUUAUUUAUACUGUGUUCUAAUCUACAUUCCAUCUCUUUUUCGUUCUGUUUUAUUCGAAACUCGUUCUAGCUGGCCAAAAGCAAUGACACAAAUACUCGCUGUAACCACACCGAGAGGUUAACUCGUUCAGCGCUGUAGAUACUGUUUCGCAAUUUCACUUUCCCUUCUUGUGCAGAGCAUAAACCAUAAUCAACCUUCCGCAGCUAUAUAACCUUUACAUUUACACAGCAAUGGAAAGGCAAAGGUAUUACACGCACAUAGUUAGGCUAGAAGAAACGAUGCACAGGAUGAGGGAGGCUGUUCACUAAACCCGACACUGUCAGGAAGAUUUGGGUUUAUUUCUGGAGUACGUGAUAUUCGCCAGCAGAAAGGAUUAUUUUCUGUCGUGUGUGUGAGCGCAUGGGAUUUGGGUUUCAAUCACAAUAAUAAAAAAGGUUGGGUUGGAUGAAGUAUGUCUAUUUUUAAUUAUGAGAACUGCAUUACAAUGUGCAUUUUUAUAUACAAAUUCUUACUAUUUUUUUUAAUUUGCCUCUAGUAUCUUCAUUUCUAACCUAGUAUAUAGAGGUUUUUAGUUUUGUAAAUACUUAUUACAUGCACUGUCUGUCAUAGUAAAAGUUGGUUUAAAAUGCACUCUUUGUGAUCAGAAACUGGCCUUCUCUUCAGAACUAAAAUACAGUACUUGAUUGUAUUGACAAACCAUCAAUAAAACUUAUUGUACAAAA
Molecule: messenger RNA, 5472 nt
Organism: Columba livia (rock pigeon)
Lineage: Eukaryota; Metazoa; Chordata; Aves; Columbiformes; Columbidae
Gene: COL8A2
Product: collagen type VIII alpha 2 chain
Exons: 3
Coding region: 439-2526 (695 amino acids)
Molecular function (GO): protein binding
Source: RefSeq, a predicted model, not a curated record